GAGUCCCUGCGGCGCCCGCUGGAGUCCCUCAGCAGCAGCCCCCCCAGCGGCAUGGAGUCGCACUUCAGCAGCCAGGCGGCCCCUGCCUUCACGCUGGACUCAGCCGCCAAGGACAAGUCGGAGUUCCACCGCUUCCUCAGGCAGAACCUCUCCCUGUCCAACGAGACCGUCGACCUGCUGACGGGGUCCAAGGUUAACCUCAAGGAGGUGUACCGGCUCUUCUUCGGCAUGUCUCCUGCCUCGGCGGACGCUUUGCACGAGCCCUGGGACCGGUUCAGCACGGCCGAGAAGCUGCUUCACCUGGAGGAGAGUCUUCCGGGGAGCCUGCGGACCGUGGAAGAUGGGCUGGUCCACCAGGCGUUGCGCUACCCGCAGGGGGGCCCCCCCAAGAAGGCCCUGCUGCACCUCCUCUCCCAGGCCCUGGGCCUGGCCGGCCCCGUGGUCGAGCCCUCCGGCGCCUACGGCCCCCAGGCCUUCGUGAAGGACAUGGAGAACAUCCUCUUCACGCCGGCCGUGCUGGAGAGCCUGACCUGCCGGCAGGGCCCGGAGGAGCUGAGGCGCAUCCUGGUCGUCCCGGCGCACCGGCGGCCCCUCCUGCGGGCCUACCAGGCGGCCGCCUGCAACAGGAGCGCCGGCCUGCGCCAGGACUUCUUCCGGCAGCUGGCCGCGGAACUGAAGGAGCAGCUGGACGACCGCAAGGUCGUGUCCCAGCUGAAGCUGGACGAGGUGAACGGCACGGCGGCCCGGAGCCAGCUGCACACCCUCCUGGAGGACCUGGCGGAGAUGGAGAGUGUCCUGAAGGACGUGGACAUCCUCUCGGCGCUGGCCCGGCUGCUCCCCCAGGGGGCCUGUGCCGCCAAGGGGCCCCCCGCGGCCGCGAACAGCUCCGGCUCGGCCGGGAACUUCAGCUCCAGCACCAAUUCCAGCGCGGAGGAGGGCAAAGGCGAGGGCGAGCCGCCCGCCGAGGACCCCCGAGGGCAGUGUGCGGCCUUCGUCCAGCUGUGGGCCGGCCUGCAGCCGAUCCUCUGCGGCAACAACCGGACCAUCGAGCCCGAGGCCCUGCGGCAAGGCAACAUGAGCUCGCUGGGCUUCACCAGCAAGGAGCAGCGCAACCUGGGCCUCCUGGUCCACCUGAUGACUAGCAACCCCAAGAUCCUGUACGCCCCGGUCGGCACGGAAGCGGACAAGGUCAUCCUGAAGGCCAAUGAGACCUUCGCCUUCGUCGGGAACGUGACGCGCUACGCCCAGGUCUGGCUGAACAUCUCGGCCGAGAUCCGCAGCUUCCUGGAGGAAGGCAAGCUGCAGCAACGCAUCCAGUGGCUGCAGCAGAUUGCGGCCGACCUGCAGGAGCACCCGGAGGUGCUCAACGUCUCGGGCAGCGACCUCUUGCGCAGCUUCGUGGACCGUGACUUCUCUCUGCCCAACACCAGCGCGCUCCUGCAGCAGCUGGACACGAUCGACAACGCCGCCUGCGGCUGGAUCCAGUUCAUGUCCAAGGUCAGCGUGGACAUCUUCAAGGGCUUCCCGGACGAGGAGACCAUCGUCAACUACACGCUGAACCAGGCCUACCAGGACAACGUCACCGUGUUUGCCAGCGUGAUCUUCCAGACGGACAAGGACGGCCGCCUCCCACCGCACGUCAUGUACAAGAUCCGGCAGAACUCCAGCUUCACGGAGAAGACCAACGAGAUCCGCCGGGCGUACUGGCGGCCCGGGCCCAACACGGGCGGGCGCUUCUACUUCCUCUACGGCUUCGUCUGGAUCCAGGACAUGAUGGAGCGAGCGAUCAUCAACACCUUCGUCGGCCACGACGUGGUGGAACCCGGGAACUACGUCCAGAUGUUUCCGUACCCGUGUUACACGCGUGACGACUUCCUCUUCGUCAUCGAGCACAUGAUGCCGCUCUGCAUGGUCAUCUCCUGGGUCUACUCGGUGGCCAUGAUGAUCCAGCACAUCGUGGCCGAGAAGGAGCACCGCCUGAAGGAGGUGAUGAAGAUGAUGGGCCUGAACAACGCCGUGCACUGGGUCGCCUGGUUCAUCACGGGCUUCGUGCAGCUGUCCAUCUCGGUCACGGCGCUGACCGCCAGCCUCAAGUACGGGAAGGUGCUGCUGCACAGCGACGUCUGCAUCAUCUGGCUCUUCCUCGCCGUCUACGCCGUGGCCACCAUCAUGUUCUGCUUCCUGGUGUCCGUGCUCUACUCGAAGGCCAAGCUGGCCUCGGCCUGCGGCGGCAUCAUCUACUUCCUCAGUUACGUGCCCUACAUGUACGUGGCCAUCCGGGAGGAGGUGGCCCAUGACAAGAUCACGGCCUUCGAGAAGUGCAUCGCCUCGCUCAUGUCCACCACGGCCUUCGGCCUGGGCGCCAAGUACUUCGCCCUCUACGAGGUGGCCGGCGUGGGCAUCCAGUGGCACACCUUCAGCCAGUCGCCCGUGGAGGGGGACGACUUCAACCUGCUGCUCUCCAUGGUGAUGCUCAUUGUGGACGCCGUGGUUUACGGGGUGCUGACGUGGUACAUCGAGGCCGUGCACCCAGGCAUGUACGGCCUGCCCCGGCCCUGGUACUUCCCGCUGCAGAAGUCCUACUGGCUGGGGAACGGGCGCACCGAGGCGUGGGAGUGGACGUGGCCCUGGUCGCGGGGCACCCGCCUCAGCGUGAUGGAGGAGGACCAGGCUUGCGCCAUGGAGAGCAGGCGGCUCGAGGAGACCCGCGGCAUCGAGGAGGAGCCAACCCACCUGCCGCUGGUGGUCUGCGUGGACAAGCUGACCAAGAUCUACAAGACGGACAAGAAGCUCGCGCUGAACAAGCUAAGCCUCAACCUCUACGAGAACCAGGUCGUGUCCUUCCUCGGCCACAAUGGGGCGGGCAAGACCACCACCAUGUCCAUCCUGACCGGCCUCUUCCCGCCCACCUCCGGCUCUGCCACGAUUUACGGCCACGACAUCCGGACGGAGAUGGACGAGAUCCGGAAGAACCUGGGCAUGUGCCCGCAGCACAACGUCCUGUUCGACAAGCUGACUGUGGAGGAGCACCUGUGGCUUUACUCGCAGCUCAAGGGCAUGGCGGAGGACGAGAUCCGCAAGGAGAUGGACAAGAUGAUCGAGGACCUGGAGCUGACCCACAAGUGCCACUCACUGGUGCAGACCCUCUCGGGGGGCAUGAAGAGGAAGCUGUCGGUGGCCAUCGCCUUCGUGGGGGGGUCGCGGGCCGUCAUCCUGGACGAGCCCACUGCCGGCGUGGACCCCUAUGCCCGGAGGGCGAUCUGGGACCUGAUCCUCAAGUAUAAGCCAGGAAGGACCAUCCUGCUCUCCACGCACCACAUGGACGAGGCCGACCUCCUGGGGGACCGGAUAGCCAUCAUCUCGCACGGCAAGCUGAAGUGCUGCGGCUCCCCGCUCUUCCUCAAGAGCACCUACGGCGACGGGUACAAGCUGACCGUGGUCAAGAAGCAGUCGGACGCUCGGGCCAGCCCGGACUCGGGAGAGACGCAGAGCCCCUCCUGCCCCUCGGCGAUCAGCCCCUGCUCCGAGGUGCGGGUUACGCAGUUCAUCAAGAAGUACGUGGCGUCCUGCCUGCUCGUCUCCAACACCAACACGGAGCUGUCCUACAUCCUCCCCAGCGAGGCCGUCAAGAAGGGCUGCUUCGAGAGGCUCUUCCAGCACCUGGAGCACAACCUGGACGAUCUGCACCUGACCAGCUUUGGGCUGAUGGACACCACGCUGGAGGAGGUCUUCCUGAAGGUCUCGGAGGAGGACCAGUCCCUUGAGAACAGCGAUGCGGACGUGAAGGAGUCCAAGAGGGACGCCCUGCCGCUGCCCGACCUGCCGCGGGGCCCCAAGCCCGAGGCCAACGGAGAAGCCCCGCUGGGCCCGGAGGCGCCCGGGAAGCCCGAGGCAGAGCGGGGCAACCUGCUGGCCGGCUCCGCGCUGGCCCAUUCGCAGGCCUCUCUCCAGUCCUCUUCCUCGGCCGGCUCCGUGCGCGGCGAUGAGGGCGGGCCGUACGCAGAGAUCUACGGGGAUUACUCUCCGCUGUUCGAUAACCCGCAGGACCCCGAUAACGCCAGCCUGCAAGGCGCAGAGGCCGAGGCCGCGGAGCCGGGCCUGGCGGGCCGGGGCAGCUUCCAGCUGGAGGGCUCGUGGCUGAAGCUGCGCCAGUUCCACGGCCUGAUCGUCAAGCGCUCCCACUGCGCCCGGCGCAACACCAAGGCCCUCUUCUCCCAGAUCCUGCUGCCGGCCUUCUUCGUCUGCGUGGCCAUGACGGUGGCCCUCUCCGUGCCCGAGAUCGGAGACCUGCCUCCCCUCAUCCUCUCGCCGUCCCAGUACCACAACUACACGCAGCCCAAGGGCAACUUCAUCCCCUACGCCAACGAGGAGAGGCGCGAGUACCGGCUGAAGUGGUCGCCGGACGCCGGCCCGCAGCAGCUGGUCGGGACCUUCUACCUGCCCUCCGGGGUGGGCGCCACCUGCGUGCUGAAGACGGCCUUCAACAGCACGCUGGACCAGCUGGUGCAGGCGCUGAACCUGGGCAGCAGCGAGGCCAAGAUGCUGGCGGCCAAGUACUUCGACGCCAUGUGCGUGGACUCCUUCACCCAGGGCCUGCCGCUCUCCAACUUCGUGCCCCCGCCGCCCUCGCCCGCGCCCUCCGACUACCCCUUCUCCCUGGACGAGGACCUGCUGCGGGCCUGGAACUCCACCAGCUCCCCGGCCACCGUCCGAGAGGCGGCCACCUCGGCCCCGGCGCUGCCCAGCGUCGUCCACGAGCCCCUGCGGUGCACCUGCUCCGUGCAAGGCACCGGCUUCUCCUGCCCCAGCGGGGUCGGCGGCCACCCGCGCCAGAGGAGGGUGGUGACGGGAGACAUCCUGGUGGAGGUGACGGGCCGCAACGUCUCCGAGUACCUGCUCUACACCUCGGACCGCUUCCGGCUGCACAGGUACGGAGCGGUCACCUUUGGCAACAUCCAGAAAUCCAUCCCAGCCUCCUUUGGGGCCAACGCGCCCCCCAUGGUGCGGAAGAUUGCCGUCCGCAGGACUGCCCAGGUUUACUACAACAACAAGGGCUACCACAGCAUGCCCACGUACCUCAACACGCUCAACAACGCCAUCCUGCGGGCCAACCUGCCCAAGAGCCGGGGGAACCCCGCUGCCUACGGUAUCACCCUGACCAAUCACCCCAUGAACAAGACCAGCGCCAGCCUGUCCCUGGACUACCUCCUGCAGGGCACGGACGUCGUCAUCGCCAUCUUCAUCAUCGUGGCCAUGUCCUUCGUGCCGGCCAGCUUCGUUGUCUUCCUGGUGGCCGAGAAGUCCACCAAGGCCAAGCACCUGCAGUUCGUGAGCGGCUGCGACCCCGUGAUCUACUGGCUGGCCAACUACGUCUGGGACAUGCUGAACUACCUGGUGCCGGCCACCUGCUGCAUCAUCAUCCUCUUCGUCUUCGACCUGCCCGCGUACACCUCCCCGACCAACUUCCCGGCGGUGCUGGCCCUCUUCCUGCUCUACGGGUGGUCCAUCACGCCCAUCAUGUACCCGGCCUCCUUCUGGUUCGAGGUGCCCAGCUCGGCGUACGUCUUCCUGAUCGUCAUCAACCUCUUCAUCGGCAUCACGGCCACCGUGGCGACCUUCCUGCUGCAGCUCUUCGAGCACGACAAGGACCUGAAGAUGGUGAACAGCUACCUCAAGAGCUGCUUCCUGCUCUUCCCCAACUACAACCUGGGCCACGGGCUGAUGGAGAUGGCCUAUAACGAGUACCUCAACGAGUACUACGCCAAGAUCGGGCAGUUCGACAAGAUGAAGUCGCCGUUCGAGUGGGACAUCGUGACGCGGGGCCUGGUGGCCAUGGCCGUCGAGGGCUUCGUGGGCUUCUUCAUCACGAUCAUGUGCCAGUACAACUUCCUGCGGAAGCCGCAGCGUCUUCCCGUGUCCACGAAGCCCGUGGAGGAUGACGUGGACGUGGCCAACGAGCGGCAUCGGGUGCUGCGGGGCGAUGCGGACAAUGACAUGCUGAAGAUCGAGAACCUGACCAAGGUCUACAAAUCGCGCAGGAUCGGGCGCAUCCUGGCCGUGGACCGCCUCUGCGUGGGGGUCCGGCCGGGGGAGUGCUUCGGGCUCCUGGGCGUCAACGGGGCCGGGAAGACCACCACCUUCAAGAUGCUGACGGGAGACGAGAGCGCGACUGGCGGCGAGGCCUUCGUCAACGGGCACAGCAUCCUGAAGGAGGCGCUGCAGGUGCAGCAGAGCCUGGGCUACUGCCCGCAGUUCGACGCGCUCUUCGACGAGCUGACAGCGCAGGAGCACCUGGAGCUCUACACGCGCCUGCGCGGCAUUCCCUGGAAGGACGAGGAGCGGGUGGUCAAGUGGGCCCUGCAGAAGCUGGAGCUGACCAAGCACGCGGACAAGCCGGCCGGGACCUACAGCGGGGGCAACAAGCGGAAGCUCUCCACAGCCAUCGCCCUCAUCGGCUACCCCUCCUUCAUCUUCCUGGACGAGCCGACCACGGGAAUGGACCCCAAGGCCCGGCGCUUCCUGUGGAACCUCAUCCUGGACAUCAUCAAGACGGGCCGCUCGGUCGUCCUGACGUCGCACAGCAUGGAAGAGUGCGAGGCGCUCUGCACGCGGCUGGCCAUCAUGGUGAACGGGCGGCUGAAGUGCCUGGGCAGCAUCCAACACCUGAAGAACAGGUAG
Molecule: messenger RNA, 6678 nt
Organism: Varanus komodoensis (Komodo dragon)
Lineage: Eukaryota; Metazoa; Chordata; Lepidosauria; Squamata; Varanidae
Gene: ABCA2
Product: ATP binding cassette subfamily A member 2
Exons: 42
Coding region: 52-6678 (2208 amino acids)
Biological process (GO): transmembrane transport; lipid transport
Cellular component (GO): intracellular membrane-bounded organelle; membrane
Molecular function (GO): lipid carrier activity; ATP binding; ABC-type transporter activity
Source: RefSeq, a predicted model, not a curated record